GGCAGCCAUCUUGCUACAAACACAAACAGAGAGGAGCGGCCGCCGCGGGAGCGCCAGCGCCCCCUCCCCCGCCGCCGCCGCCCCCCGGCCCGCCGCGCGUCGCCAACGCCCCGGGACCGGAGCCUCGCGCAGCCCGCCAGCCGCGUCUCCCUGCUUCUCACACCGGAGCCAGCCAGCCACAUUUCCUCAGUACGACCAGGACAGAAGGUGACGGCCGGAAGCGGAAAGCCCCUGGCGGCUAGCCGCCUUUGGCACUCCCUGGAAGGGUGGGAGGAGUCUUGGAGUUGAUGGGAACUGGGGAGGCGCUCCAGUCCAGCCUCCGCCCCAGCCAGUGAGGGAAGCCCUCCCACCCUCUGCUCGGAACCACCAGGGAUGAGCCACCUCCCAAGAGCCGCCUCUACUGUUCCUUAGAGGGGCAGGUCACUGCUGCCGUCGCCAUUUCUGUCAGCCUCAGAUCUUGCCUAGAUGUGAAGGUCCCUCCUUGGGCACUGCUCUGGUCAGACCAACAUCCAGUUGCUUGGGGACCCUGGUUCACUCCAGCACAGCCCUUUUCCUGAGAGAGCUUGGCCCCCGACCUACCUGCUUCCCUGGGCAAGGCUGCCAGGUUUCCCCCCAGCGUGACUCUUUGGUUAACUCAUGGUGUGAGUGGCCUGUGGCUGGCUCGGGUGUUUGGAGAGUGAACGCCAGGUACCCCCUCCCCUGCUCACCCCCUGCGACCUCUAGGACACACCUAGCUCCACGAUGGCAGCAGAGACCCUCAACUUUGGGCCUGAGUGGCUGAGGGCCCUUUCUAGUGGUAGCAGUAUGGCCUCCCCACCCCCGUCCCCUGCCAUGCCCAAAUACAAGCUGGCUGACUAUCGCUACGGGCGAGAGGAGAUGCUGGCCCUCUAUGUCAAGGAGAGCAAGGUCCCUGAUGAGCUGCAGGACAAGGAGUUUGCUGCUGUGCUGCAGGAGGAGCCACUGCAGCCCUUGGCGCUGGAGCCUCUGACCGAGGAGGAGCAGAGAAACUUCUCCCUGUCAGUGAACAGUGUGGCUGUGCUGAGGCUGAUGGGGAAAGGGGCUGGUCCCCCCCUAGGUGGCACCUCCCGUGGCAGGGGCAGCACACGGAGCCGAGGCCGAGGCCGUGGUGACAGUUGCUUUUACCAAAGAAGCAUUGAAGAAGGCGAUGGGACCUUUGGCCGAAACCCCCGGGAGAUCCAGCGUAGCCAGAGUUGGGAUGACAGAGGCGAGAGGCGGUUUGAGAAGUCAGCCAGGAGGGAUGGAGCACGAUCCGGGUUUGAGGAGGGAGGGGCUGGCCCGAGGAAGGAGCAUGCCCGCUCAGAUAGCGAGAACUGGCGUUCUCUCCGGGAGGAGCAAGAGGAAGAGGAAGAGGGCAGCUGGAGACUCGGGGCAGGACCCCGGCGAGAUGGCGACCGCUGGCGCUCAGCCAGCCCUGAUGGCGGCCCCCGCUCGGCUGGCUGGCGGGAACAUGGGGACCGGCGUCGAAAGUUUGAAUUUGAUUUGCGAGGGGAUCGAGGCGGGUGUGGUGAAGAGGAGGGGCGGGGUGGGGGAGGCAGCUCUCACCUCCGGAGGUGCCGAGGGCCCGACGGCUUUGAUGAUGACAAGGACGGGCUCCCGGAGUGGUGCCUGGACGACGAAGAUGAAGAAAUGGGCACCUUCGACGCCUCCGGGGCCUUCUUGCCCCUCAAGAAGGGCCCCAAGGACCCUAUUCCUGAGGAGCAGGAGCUCGACUUCCAGGGGCUGGAGGAGGAAGAGGAAGAGCCGCCGGAAGGGCUGGAGGAGGAGGGGCCUGAGGCAGGCACGAAGGAACUGACCCCCCUGCCUCCUCAGGAUGAGCAGUCCAGCUCCCCAUCCCCACUGCCCACCUUGGGCCCGCUCUGGGGAGCUAACGGGGAGGGCGAUGAUGCUGUGGACAAAGACCUGCCAGCCGCUGAAGGAGACGACACGAGGGGUAUGCAGCUGAGUCCUGGUGUGGGCUCACCCCCUGGCCCUCCAGGAGAUCUGGAAGAUGAUGAAGGCUUGAAGCACCUGCAGCAGGAGGCAGAGAAGCUCGUGGCCUCCCUGCAGGACAGCUCCCUGGAGGAGGAGCAGUUCACAGCUGCCAUACAGGCCCAGGGCCUGCGCCACUCGGCAGCUGCCACGGCCCUCCCCCUCAGCCACGGCGCAGCCCGGAAGUGGUUCUACAAGGACCCACAGGGGGAGAUCCAAGGCCCCUUCACGACACAGGAGAUGGCAGAGUGGUUCCAGGCCGGCUACUUCUCCAUGGCCCUGCUUGUGAAGCGGGGCUGUGAUGAGGGCUUCCAGCCACUGGGUGAGGUGAUCAAGAUGUGGGGUCGUGUGCCCUUUGCCCCGGGGCCCUCACCACCCCCACUGCUGGGAAACAUGGACCAGGAGCGACUGAAGAAGCAACAGGAACUCGCGGCAGCGGCCUUGUACCAGCAGCUGCAGCACCAGCAGUUUCUUCAGCUGGUCAGCAGCAGCCGCCAGCUCCCGCAGUGUGCUCUCCGGGAGAAGGCAGCUCUGGGGGACCUGCCGCCACCGCAGCAGCAGCAGCUCACCGCAUUCCUGCAGCAGCUCCAAGCUCUCAAACCCCCCAGGGGUGGGGACCAGAACUUGCUCCCGACGAUGAAUCGGUCCUUGUCCGUGCCAGACUCGGGCCCCCUCUGGGACAUACAUACCUCAGCCUCAUCACAGUCAGGCGGUGAGGCCAGUCUUUGGGACAUACCAAUUAACUCUUCGACUCAGGGUCCAAUUCUAGAACAACUCCAGCUGCAACAUAAAUUCCAGGAGCGCAGAGAAGUGGAGCUCAGGGCGAAGCGGGAGGAGGAGGAGCGCAAGCGCCGGGAGGAGAAGCGCCGCCAACAGCAGCAGGAGGAGCAGAAGCGGCGGCAGGAGGAAGAGGAGCUGUUUCGACGCAAGCAGGUGCGGCAGCAGGAGCUUCUGCUGAAGCUGCUCCAGCAGCAGCAGGCCGUGGCUGCUGUCCCCACGCCUCCUGCGCCCAGUUCCCCGCCCCCAUUGUGGGCCGGCCUGGCCAAGCAGGGACUAUCCAUGAAGACGCUGCUGGAGCUGCAGCUGGAGGGCGAGCGGCAGAUGCAUAAGCAGCCCCCACCUCGGGAGCCGUCACGGGCCCAGGCCCCCAACCACCGUGUGCAGCUUGGGGGCCUGGGCACCGCCCCCCUGAACCAGUGGGUGUCUGAGGCUGGGCCGCUGUGGGGCGGGCCCGACAAGAGUGGGGGCAGCAGCGGCCUGGGACUCUGGGAGGACACCCUCAAGAGCAGCGGGAGCCUGGCCCGCAGCCUGGGCUUGAAGAACAGCCGCAGCAGCCCCUCUCUCAGUGACUCCUAUAGCCACCUGUCAGGUCGGCCUGUGCGCAAAAAGACAGAGGAGGAAGAGAAGCUGUUGAAGCUACUACAGGGCAUCCCCCGGCCCCAGGAUGGUUUCACCCAGUGGUGUGAGCAGAUGCUGCACACGCUGAGCACCACAGGCAGCCUAGACGUGCCCAUGGCUGUAGCGAUCCUCAAGGAGGUGGAAUCCCCCUAUGACGUCCAUGACUAUAUCCGUUCCUGCCUGGGGGACACGCUGGAAGCCAAAGAAUUUGCCAAACAAUUCCUGGAACGGAGAGCCAAGCAGAAGGCCAGCCAGCAGCGGCAGCAGCAGCAGGAGGCGUGGCUGAGCAGUGGCUCCCUGCAGACGGCCUUUCAGACCAACCAUAGCACCAAACUCGGCCCUGGGGAGGGCAGCAAGGCCAAGAGGCGGGCACUGAUGCUGCACUCGGACCCCAGCAUCUUGGGUGAGUUUGGAGGCGGGGCCGGGGAGGAGGCUCCUUCCUCAGUGCCAGGCAGAAGCCUGGGUAGCAGAGCUCAAACCCAGCUUCCCCCGGCUUCAGGGUACUCCCUGCAUGGACCUUCUGGUGAGAUCGAGAGCGUGGAUGACUACUGACCAGCCCGUCCCACCAGCGCCCUGGGCUGUAGGCCAGGGGCAGCAGCAGCGGCUUGGACCCCAGGGUCCCCAGCCUGCAGGCUCCCCUCGAGGAGCAUAGGAGGAAGCAGGGGCAGGGGCCCCAGCACUUGUUACAAACCACACAAUGCACCUUAAUUCACCCACCACGAGGCACUUUACAGAUUGGGGGGAAGGGGUUUUUUUUCUUUUCCUUUUUUUUUAAAUUUUAAACAACAUUGAAGAGAACAUUAGGAAGAUGAAAAAGAUUGUUAAAAACUAGACUCUAAGCACCCCUUUCCCUUUUGGGGAUAGUGGGCGUGACCAUGAAAGAUCCACAGAGGUUUUGUUUUGUUUCGUGUGUGUGUUUUUUUUUUUUUUUUUUUUUAAGAAAAAAGAAAAACAAUGAAAAAAAAAUGGUUAGGAGACUGAAAGAAAAAACACACUGUUAUUUUGGGGCAGUGGGGACAUGGGCCCCACGGACCUGUCCUGCCUGGCCCCCAAGGCUGCACUUACCCUCCCUGCCCCACAAGGUGGGCUAUUGGGGUAACUGGAAGCUGGGGUGCCAGCAGUUUGCACAGCGAGGCCCCCACAGCCCCGCCGGCCGGACCCGCUGUGAACGGCUCCCUUGUUGCUGUGACUGUGGCGGGGGUGUCUGGGGUGGGGGCCAAAGUAGCCCCUUGGCUUUGCUGCUUCAGGGGAAAGUUGCACAAAUGGGUCAGGCUGCCUCGGUGCCCCAGGCUGCCAUCCUACGCUGGCUCACGAGGGUGGAUGGGAGAGGGCCAGCCGUGCCAACCUCAUCUGGCUGUUAGGCCGGCAGAACUUCCACUCUGGCCCUGGUGAGGGGUUUCAACCCCCCACCGCUGCCAUUCGGGGGUCCGACCUGGGUAUGAAGCUGAAAGCCCAGCUCCCUGCCUUGCCACAUGAAUGUAUUCUCUGGGCCACAAGCCCCUGCUGCGCCCCCUGCCUCAACUCUGAGCGAGGUGGGGGUGGAGCGGUUCCUCCAGGAGCUGGAGAGAGAGGCACCACUUAAUGACUGUCAUUUCUCCUGUGAAGGGGGCGGAGGAGGGGCCGAGGAGUCCAUGGCAGUGGGCAGCUUGGGGCUUCAGGUUGCAGUGCGGGGGCUGUUAGGAGUCCCCCCACCUGCGGCCAGCUGUGUGGCAUCUGGACCACCCAGCCUUGCCCUGACCCCUCCACUGACCAAAUGGGAGAGGAGCAAGUGGCCUCUCCCCUCCUGCUCCCCUGAUGUGUUUUUAAUGUUGGGGAGGGUGGGGUGUCAAGGAUGGGAGUGUCUGUCUCCUGGGUUGGGGGGUAGGCUGCCCUUCACCAACUUCUUAUUCCCAAUCACCUAUCUAGGUUUGUCUCCAUUUGUGGGGUGGGGGGGGUUAUUUUUUUUCCCCAGUUUGUAGUAUCUCUUGGAUUUCCCAUUUAACUUUUCCCAUGGACCUCAUUGCUCAGAGUGCAGUAUUAGGGCAAGAUUCUGCCACUGCCUCCCCUCCAUGAAUGUAUUUCUCCUUCCCGCCUGCCCUGGGGAAAUGGGGAGUGGCCCCAGUUUUCUUUCCCCAUCUGUCCCCAGAGAGAUGACUUUUUUUUUUUUUUUUUUUGCACCAAAGUGGCAACUGGGUCAGUGUUGGGGGAUAAAGCUGGCCUCGGGGGUGGAGGGAUCCCCUCCACCUGCUUCUCCCUGGUUUCAACAGUGUUAGCGUCCGUGAAAAGACAAUAUUCUCUCUAAAGCAAUAAGGGGGUGAUGGGCCAGGGGGAAAUGUCUUGCUGCUGCUGGCCCCCCAGCUCCCCCUUUCCUCGAGCCAGUAUUUGGUGGCAUUAGAGGUGUGGGGGGAGUACUGUUGUGACUGAAUGUAACUGCCCCCACCCCUGCCGCAGCCAAUGCAGGGGGCAGGGGGAUGACGCUCUUCCCCGUUUCUUCCUCCUCCCUCCCCCCCCCCCAGCUAAAGAGACUUUGAAUUUAGGGGGCCCUUGAGCCUGGAGAGGCCUUAACCCUGUGAGGAAGUGUAGGGGGAACCCUCUCCCACCCCCAUCCCCUUCUGAGAGUGGUCAAUGUUUACAAGCCCCUGAGCCCCCCAGCCCAGGGACUCAGCCCCUUUGCUGUCCUUUCCCAGCCCGUCUUCCUGGGCCCAGCUGCUCUCCCGCCCUUCCUGGGGUUAGGGUGGGUGCAGGGGUCAUUCUGUAUCCUGGCGUCAGCCUUGUACCCACAGUCUCCCCGCCCCCAUGUGACUCCCCUCUCUUCUACCUGCCCCUGUAAAUACUCCCCUUCCCCCAAUAAAACUUGGUGUGUGUUCUCCCCUUC
Phacochoerus africanus (Common warthog) is the source of this 6241-nucleotide messenger RNA. RefSeq names its product GRB10 interacting GYF protein 1 (gene GIGYF1). The transcript has 28 exons. Gene Ontology annotation, biological process: insulin-like growth factor receptor signaling pathway. The record is from RefSeq and is a predicted model, not a curated record. The coding region runs from base 742 to 3939 and encodes 1065 amino acids. Gene Ontology annotation, molecular function: protein binding. Lineage: Eukaryota; Metazoa; Chordata; Mammalia; Artiodactyla; Suidae.